Messenger RNA from Cajanus cajan (pigeon pea), 1590 nucleotides. Its product is annotated as ubiquitin-associated (UBA)/TS-N domain-containing protein. Gene Ontology annotation, molecular function: protein binding. NCBI's taxonomy places the organism in Eukaryota, Viridiplantae, Streptophyta, Magnoliopsida, Fabales, Fabaceae. The record is from RefSeq and is a predicted model, not a curated record.
CGACUACAAAAGUAAAAUUAUAGCGGUGAUGUUGGCAUCUCCAAUUUCUUGUACUCGGAGAAAGCGAGCAGUGGUGACUCACAGGUGUAGAUUGGUCAAAAUAUAACUAAUCCGCUUCGGUGAAAAUCGCGAGCGCAUUGCAUUUGCAUUUGCAUCAAUGGCGGGCGUUUCUCUCAAGUGCGGAGACUGUGGGGCUCUGUUGAGGACCGUAGAAGAAGCCCAAGAGCACGCCGAACUCACUUCCCACUCCAACUUCUCCGAAUGCACUGAACCCGUUCUCAACCUCGUUUGCACCGCUUGCUCCAAACCCUGCCGAUCCAAAACCGAGAGCGAUUUGCACACCAAGAGAACCGGCCACACUGAAUUUGUCGAUAGGACUUCCGAGGCGGUGAAGCCGAUUAGUUUGGAGGCUCCGAAGGUCGAUGCGACUUAUUCGUCGGAAAACCCUUCCGCUGCUGCGUCUACUGACCAGAAUGAAGAAAUGGUUGUUCCUGAAGUGGACAAAAAGCUGCUCGAGGAACUUGAAACCAUGGGAUUUUCAACUGCAAGGGCAACGCGGGCGCUUCAUUACUCUGGUAAUGCUGGCCUUGAGGCUGCUGUAAGUUGGAUAGUAGAGCAUGAGAAUGACCCUGACAUAGAUCAGAUGCCCUUGGUGCCUGCCAACACCAAAAUUGAGGCUGCUAAACCUUCUCUUACCCCAGAAGAACUGAAGGCCAAACAACAGGAACUAAGGGAGAGAGCUCGCAAGAAGAAAGAAGAGGAAGAAAAGAGAACGGAAAGAGAAAGAGAAAAGGAGAGAAUUCGUAUUGGCAAGGAGUUGCUGGAAGCAAAGAGGAUUGAAGAAGAGAAUGAAAGGAAACGGGUGUUGGCCUUGAGAAAAGCAGAGAAAGAGGAAGAGAGAAGGGCUAGGGAGAAAAUCAAGCAAAAGUUGGAAGAAGACAAGGCAGAAAGAAGGAGGAGACUUGGAUUGCCUCCAGAGGAACCUUCAGCAGCCAAACCAUCUCCCGUUGUGGAGGAGAAAAAGAGUUUUGUGCCUGUUAGGCCUGCCACAAAAGCUGAGCAAAUGAGAGAGUGCCUCCGUUCUCUCAAGCAGAACCACAAGGAGGAUGACGCCAGAGUAAAGAGAGCAUUCCAAACUCUUCUAACGUAUGUAGGGAAUGUUGCCAGAAAUCCCAAUGAGGAAAAAUUCAGGAAGAUACGCCUUACUAACCAGUCUUUUCAGGAAAGAGUUGGUUCCUUGAAAGGGGGCAUUGAAUUUCUAGAAAUUUGCGGGUUUGAGAAGAUCGAUGGUGGUGAGUUUUUGUUUUUGCCUAGGGACAAAGUUGAGAUGGCGGUACUGAAUUCAGCUGGAUCUGAACUAGACUCUGCAAUAAAGAAUCCCUUUUUUGGAGUUCUUUAGACGAGACAACUGUUAUUAUCAGAGGCUUGACAAUUAUAGUCUCAUUUCAAAGUCGAGUGCUACCUUUUGUUCAUUAAACAUACUCUGUUGUUUAUUUACCUUAGCUGGAAGGUAUCUACAGAGACGUUUAACUUGAUUGUCAUAUAAGUUUGAGGUUUAUAGAAAGUUGAGUCUUAUAUCUAAUGAUAAUG